GUAAGCAAGACUCGAUACGAAUGGCAUUUGGUAGUGCUGAAGAACUGUGACGGUUGUCAAUCGUUGGUGGGUACUGGCAACACCACGUUCACUCAUGGGUUUCACGAUCGCCAACACGCGCUGUCUCAUCAUCGUCCAUCUCUUCAAUCCACUUUUGUAAACAAUUGGCUGGGAUACCUGGCGUCACAUCACAUCGUAUAGGGCUGAACUAGUCAUGUUGCAUACGUAGCGUUGCUUCUGAGACGCAGCCGGUGUGAGAUCUUUAACACAUUCAUGCAACCCUUCAAGGAAACCCACCUUAGUCAUUAAUUGCAGCUUUCCCGUGCUGUUCAAUCCUCUGCUACUACAGUCGCACUGUUUUAACUUUGCAAUCAAUGUAUUGGCUCAAAUCUAGUUGUCUCUCUCCCGCCUUCGUACGCUCCCGUUCAUGUGAUGGCUGGACGGGGUCGCAGCGGUAGCAACGCUGAUCAGUCAUCCACAACGACCACCGAAGCCCGUUCGAAGGGCACGCGCCGGAAGAUUUCUCUCGUUUUCAUAACAGUCAUUCUUAAUAUACUGCUUUGGAGUGCUAUCAUUUGCAUCGCCGCAUCCCUCUAUCAGAUCAUCUCAGAUCCAUUUAAUACUUCAAGUUACGCCCAAGUGGCUUUAACGAUAAUAUCAGCCCUAGUGACGAUUGGAUACACCAUCUUUCACUCGAUUCUUUCACUGAAGCAAAAGCUAUGGGAGCAGCAACGGCGAUACUCGGUCGCCAUGAAAAGGAAUUCUACUGUUCCUACUCGUAUAGCAGGAUCAAUGUGUGCACUCUGGCUGCUGACCUCCGGUUGGGACAUGAUACUGGUCGCAAGCACACCUGUCUGUUUGCCAAUGGCGCCGGGGCUGGACAGUUCGGAAUAUGGCCUCACCUGUCAUGUUAGUCGUGUGGGAAUAGCAUUCGCGGUAAUCUCACUUGCUGCGUCAGUUGCCCUCUUGGGCAUUCUCGCUGGGGUUGGCCGCCCGUUCGAAGCGCAUUUGCUCAACCAUGGUUACCAGCCGCCAAUCGAAGUGUACUCAAAACCCUAUACUCCCGGACCAUCUGAUUCGGUGGUUGUCAUGUAUCAAUCUAACGAGCAUUUCGAAAGGCCAAAGUCUUUGCAUGAGAUUAAAGUCUCUGAUCCUUCGAACGCUGAUUCAGAUUUACCCAGUCCUGAGGAUGCUUUGCUACGUGCAAUCAUGUCACCUCCUUAUACAGUGUUUUCUCCUCGAAGAGGUGUUUUCACGUCUCAUCAUACGCCACCGCCCAUUCCUGCCGAGUACGCUGCUCCACGACGAAACUCAUUACCUGGCACCUUUCGAGUAGCAAGCCAGCCACACAGAUACCAAAAGUCACUUGCAAACUCGUCGCGAUCUUUUGUAUCUGGUGUAGUCCCAGGCUCUAUACGACAAUCAUUACCUGCGCACUUUUCGACAGCGACAUGGCGCGUUGCCCAUCCCAACCCAGCGUCACUAGCACUAUUAGCUCAUUCUCAUCCCGAAGUUGUCAACCGCAGGUUUUCCUCCUAUCAGAGUCCCUAUUCUCGCCAUUCGAUGACACUCACCCGCCCACAACGCCUGAGCUAUCAUUCAGCUACUCCAAGUGUCCGUUCACAAUCUGAACAUACAGACUCAGAUCGCCGAAGUAACUCGUUAUCGAGAGCCAAUUCAAACGAAAUAGCGCGUGCCUUCGUGAAAGGUCUACAUAUGCCCGCACCCGCCCAUCCCACCAACCGCCCUCGCAACAUCCGCAUAAUAACUACCCUCGACACCGGAUCCACCGAAAAACAACUCCACCGCAUGAGUGCUCCCCUUUCAACUCAUACCACACAAGACUCACCACCAACAUUCUUCAACCCAAACAGACCCUACAUCCGCAGCGCCUCCCCAGGCUUCCUCAGCUUCUUCAGUCCCGACACCAGUCCCGUCGACACCUCUCCUACGGACCCCAGCCCCCCAACCACCACCCUCACCCCCACCACCAAAACCAACCACAAAAUUCCACGCAAACCCAUCCCGCUCUCCCGUCGCCCCUCGGAAGCCGCAAGAGCCAUGUUCAGCAACAUGCCCGAUGACUUACCGAUUCUUCCGCGAUCGCCUAGAUCGCCUGGUGCGACGAUGCUGGUUAUGAUGACGCAUGGACCUGUUAAGCAGAAGAGGAUGAGUGUAUACGAGGAGGUGAAGAAUAAGCCCUUGCCUCGGAUUGCGAUUUUGUAGGUACAUAGAAGAAAUGUGUGGUUGAUGGAGAUUGACUUUGCAUUUUGAGCGAGUUUUUUUUUAGAUAUCGGGAAAGGGAGUUUGAGAAUGGUGGUUAUGAUGGCGUUAUGAGGUUGUUUGUUUGGAACUAUGUGUAUAAUGCAUAAUGACUCUCAUGUCUUCUGUUUUUUCUUU
Messenger RNA from Bipolaris sorokiniana ND90Pr, 2400 nucleotides. RefSeq lists its product as uncharacterized. The transcript is spliced from 3 exons. The record is from RefSeq and is a predicted model, not a curated record. Lineage: Eukaryota; Fungi; Ascomycota; Dothideomycetes; Pleosporales; Pleosporaceae. Bases 433 to 2226 code for a protein of 597 amino acids.